Molecule: messenger RNA, 3457 nt
Organism: Stomoxys calcitrans (stable fly)
Lineage: Eukaryota; Metazoa; Arthropoda; Insecta; Diptera; Muscidae
Exons: 6
Coding region: 749-2401 (550 amino acids)
Molecular function (GO): zinc ion binding
Source: RefSeq, a predicted model, not a curated record
AUAAAUACAAUUUGUACAUACAUGCUAGUAUAUAUAAAAGUGGCUGGUGUUUUUGCAAUUUUUUGCGCUCCCCCCGCCAAAAAAUAGCCUUCUAUAUUGGUAUAUUGGCUGUGUAUUAUCAAGCAACCAACAACAUCUUAUCAAUGUUUUUGAUGUGUGCUUUUUUUGUGAAGAAUAAAGAGUCUAACUAAAUAUGCCAGAAAACAAAUUAAGUUAGAAAAUAUUUCCAUUAAGCAGUCAUGUGAAUGAGAGAUCACACCGAAAAAAGGAAUUAACAAAUUGUGUCAACUUAAUUUGCUAAACAAAUAAAAGGCAUAAUUAUUACUGUAGGCAUUGCAAUUUGAUGCAUGCACAAACAAAGUUUUAUCUCGUAUUCGGCCGAACCCUGUGCGCGACGCGAAUUCCUAUUAUCGUUAGGCCUAAGAAAGAAUAUAAAGUUCGCGAAAACCACACCAAUUGCAUUAUAUAGUCAUCUAAACGUUAAUAAUAUUUAAAUGACUACCAUGAAAUAAGUGCACAAAUAUAGUAAAGAAAAAACAUUUGCCCACGUUAACUAUAAAAUAUAAAAACUAAAAUAAAGUGCUUAGCAAUUAUUUUAAAGAACACAUGAAAGUGACGGCCUAGCCUGUUAGACAAUAUCUUUUAUUGGGCAACAAAAAUCAGACUAAGCUGGGUAUUUACUUUUACUUCUGUCGUCGCAACCCAGCAAUAACAAACAAAAAUGAGUUAACUCUUUAAAGGCCUCCUUAUGUUACCGAGCUUUCACAACUUAAUGAGGUGCUCUUCGAGCGUUCUACAGCAAUCCACUGCUGCCACACCAGGCAGUGGCGUACCACAACCGUUUACUAGCAAUCAUGACGACCUUAAUUCAGCCACAUGUUCGGGACGAGGUGACUGCCUAAAUGGAACAUGCCUAUGCGAAAUACGCUAUUCCGGCGAUGAAUGUAGCGGUUUCAAUUUACCCUACUAUGCCGGCAUAUCAGGGGUAUUCUAUUUUGUGGCAUUGGUCUCUGUAAUACAAUUAUUCAUAUGCAUAGUGGCAGAAUAUCAGCGUCUAAAACAGCCAUCAGUAUUAAGAGCUUGUCGCAUAACGACCCAGAAAAUGUUGUACUUUAUGGUUUUCAUUGCUGCAUCAUUAAGGGGAGCCUACUUUACGACACCGUUGGAUUUACAACCACAAUGGGCGGUAACUCUGAUGUCAGCAUAUUAUCCAUUGUUGAUGUCCUGUGCUUCGCUGAUUGUCUGUAUGUGGGCUGAGAUUUUCCAUUUACGUGAUAUUCGCUGGGAGAAAUCACAGUUUCUAUCGAAAAGCUUUUUGGGAUUUAUUGCUUUCAACUUUCUGUUGUACAGUCUAUUCGGUGUGGAGGUGUUUUCAUCGCUCAUCAACUCGAAGCGUCAAACAUAUGCUCACAUAUUUAAUGGUUGUUAUGCUGCUCUUCUACUCGUGGUUGUCGUAUUUUUCCUCAUCUAUGGCGUGGAAGUAUUUUUCAAAUUGCGCGGUGGCUUUGUCUACGAUCAAACGGGAAAAAUACUAGGUCCCAGCGAAGCUAUAGUAAAUGCCAGCCAAUUGCAUCAGUCCCGUUUGGGUCUUCUGUCUCAGGCCAUUAUGCUGAUAGUGAUAGUUGGAUUUUUGACUUCGGAAACCCUGGGAGAUUUCUGGAAAACAAAAGUACCAGUUUAUUCACGAAAUUGGCAUGACAUCGUUUUCCGCAUUGUCGAAAUCGGUGUUGCUCUGUGGUUCCCCUGUUGCUUGUGGAAUUCUAUGGCUCCGGAGCAGUUGUGGAUUUUGAAUCCUCGCAAAUUAAUAUCUCGCCAAAUCGACCCAUCGAUACCGACUAUGUCAGCCGAAACGAAAACUCUAUCGCCCGAAGAAGGUCAAUCUUUUCUUAGCAAAAAGGAUUGCUGGAUAUGCUAUGACAGUGACAAACCAGAACCCCUGAUACAACCAUGCCGUUGUACCGGCGAUGUGUCUUCGGUACAUCACGAAUGUUUGAAGCGUUGGCUGGUGGAAAGUUGUAGUACCUCCGAAGCUCAGUUGUCAUGUAAAGUAUGUGGUUUUCCUUAUGAGAUAGAGAAAACAAAAAAACUUGAUUGGGAGAAGGGUUUCACUAUACAACACUGGUCCAAAACUGUUAUACUCAUUACACUAAUGUGCGUUGCUGGAGCCUCCGCCUGGGUUGUCAUCCAAUUGUAUGUGGACCCAUUGAUACGCGUCAUGACAGUCGGCAUUGCAGUGCUCAUUGGUUAUGUGUGCAUUAAGUGCUUGGGCGAAAACACUGUGGUGGCCUAUCAAAAGGCCAAGGUCAGCAGCAUAAACAUUGUCACAAAAUCCGAAAUGGAGAAGCUGCACACCAUUUGUGAGGAUGUUAGCAGCACUGCAGACGCCUCAAGCUCCUCAUAAAAGAAUGGUGAUGUACAUCAGUCGCCUUCUCUAUCUGCUAUAAACAUGAUUUCAUACGGUUUACGUCUUUUUACGUACGUGUACACUACAACAUAAUUUGUUUUUUAUUCUUAUGUAUUUUUAUCUAUGUGUAUUUUCAUAAUAACCAAACAUCACAGGCUAUUUUCAAUUUUACUAAUACUAUAACAACAAUCAAUUAAUUUUGAUUUAAACAAACAGAACUCAUUUAUAUUUACGUUUAUUGUGUAUUGUAACAUUUUUUUAUAAAAAAAAGGAAAAAGCAAAACCAGGCACAUUUGUAUUAAAAUUUACAAGUUGCUCAAUUGGAGUAAUGUGCUCUUUAAUGUGUAGUAGUGUAGUUAACCCCGCCCUCUUUCUUGGCUAGAAUUAAGAAAUUCAAUGAACAAAUCUUCCUCCUAAUGAUAAAGUACAUAAAUUUCCUAAAGAAAAGUAAAAAAGGAUAUCACCUUCACCCCACAACCAUCGAUCGAUCAUCAAUCACCAUCACCUGUCACUGAGUCAUUCGAAAGAGAUUACAAAUCAAAUAAUGCAAUUAUUACUUAACUUUCAAAGCUUUCAGUUUUUAUUUUUCGUUUUGUAUUCGAACAACAAAAUCAAAAACAAACACACAUAACAAUUCAACAAAACCCUGCUAAAUAUUUAUCUCCUGCAAAGCCAUUAGGCUGCAGUUGUGUAGAGAGAACAGUAGAUUAGACCUUAGGUAUAUAAGCUAAGACAUUUGCUACGAUUGAUUGAUAUACUUUAUGCAAACUUUUAAACAAACCGCCCUCUUCCCCUACCCCCUUCCUCUCAUAAUUUAUUCAUUUGACACCCAAACCCACACGAAUAUAAUCUUAGACUUAUUUUGAAAAGUAAAGUAUUUUUGUAAGCCAUAUUAUAUAUUGGUUAAAUAAUAUAUUCAUAUGCGCAUUCAUUGUAGCUAAAAACAAAUUCUCUACAACGUUCUACAUAACGCGCCAAAAAAAUAAUUCCCAUUAAUUUUAACAUGAGAAAAACAUAAAUUAUUGUGAUACAAAUUAAAAACAAAAUAAACUU